AUGAAGAAGGCAGACAGCUGGAGAGAAGAUUCAGAUUGGGAAACUCUGCACAGAGACAUACUUGCCGUUAUCUUCGCUAAGCUUGACGUAAUGGAUCUCACCAAUGGAGCUUCACGCCUCUGCAGCUCUUGGUUCCUUGCCUCUCACAACAGAACUCUGUGGAACACCAUCGACCUCGGCAAGCUCGGAAAAGUAAAAAAAGGCCGAAGCCUUAGGAGUAUUAUGAAUAAGAUCAGAACUUUCUUAUUUAACGUUAAUGAAGAACGCACGAGUCUCACGUAUAUUACAAAGUUUAGCCACACAGCACCAAAGAAUUUGUUCUUCACCUCCAGUUCCUGGACAGAAGACGGAGAUGUUUUGUUCGCAGCUGAGAGGUUGCCAAACAUAGAGAAGCUUGCUUUACCGCGACGGCUAUUGGAGAGCGACAAGUCAUUACAGCUUGCGUUCGGUAAAUGGAAGAAUCUCAAAACACUGAUCAUCGCUCAUAAUCGAUACCCUUUAACCAAGGCAUUCGAGUUUCAAGUUUUGGGAGAAAACUGUAGUAACCUCACCAACUUGAAAUAUUUGGGUUGUUUGGAUGAACACAUUGCUGAGCAAAUGGCGCGUUACCUCCAGAGCAUCAAGAGGUUGAGUCUGCAAUGCUCUGUAGUCACCACUGAUGAAGUUUUAUUGCUAAUCACAAACCUUCGAAACCUCGCGGUCCUUAAUCUGUCACAUUGCUACGGCUUGGAUCAAGAAUCUGACAUGGUACUUGUUUACAAUCUUGUACAAGCUGCCUCUAAGCUUGACAAAUUUAUCACAUGUUCUCAAGGUUGCACGUCCUGCCAAGAAAUUUGCAGCCGUUCCUGGGUUAAUAAGCACUGGCGAAAUGAUGAGAUAAAGGAAUUUGAAUUCUGA
Microthlaspi erraticum is the source of this 897-nucleotide messenger RNA. NCBI's taxonomy places the organism in Eukaryota, Viridiplantae, Streptophyta, Magnoliopsida, Brassicales, Brassicaceae. The record is from the annotation of a GenBank genome assembly.